AUGUCGCAUUUCUUCCCGCCGCUGGUGCGCAAGGUCCACUGCGAAGAGGCGCAGGCCGAACCCUCCAAGUCCGCGUCGCCCCAGCAGCUCAGCGGCCACGGCUACUACAUCGUCCCGCAUCUCCCCGGCGAGGGCAAGUUUGUCGUCAAUGCAAAGGUCUACUCGCGUCCCGAUGCCGCGCAACAGUUCCAGAGCCACCUGGAGCGCUUCCGGGCCGAGGUGUCGCAGUCGGCCCCGGGCAUGCUCUCGUACAAGACGUCGACGGUGCGCGGCGCCACCGAUGCAGAGAACCUCAUCUGCCACGAGCUCUUCAUCUCCGACGACCUCGACCCGCACCCGCUGCCCGGCAAGACGCCCGAGCAGGAGGCCCACGAGAAGCUCGCCGAGAUCCAGCACGAGAAGCGCGAAAAGCCCGUCAAGAGCGCCCUGACCGAGGUGGCCAAGUCGGCCUACAACUUUGGCCUCGGCGGCAUCGCCGGCGCCACGGGCGCCACGCUCGUCUACCCCAUCGACCUGGUCAAGACCCGCAUGCAGAACCAGAGGUCGUCGGUCGUCGGUGAGCCGCUCAUGUACAAAAACUCGAUCGACUGCGUCAAAAAGGUGUUCCGCAACGAGGGCUUCCUGGGCUUCUACUCUGGCCUGGGCCCGCAGCUGCUGGGCGUGGCGCCGGAAAAGGCCAUCAAGCUGACGGUCAACGACCUGGUGCGCGGCAAGGCGCGGGAUCCGAUCACGGGCAGCAUCACGCUGCCGUGGGAGCUCGUGGCCGGUGGCACCGCCGGCGGCUGCCAGGUCGUCUUCACCAACCCGCUCGAGAUUGUCAAGAUCCGGCUGCAGGUGGCGGGCGAGAUUGCCAAGGCCGAGGGCGGCGACCGGGUGGCGCGCGGCGCGGUCCACAUUGUGCGCCAGCUGGGCCUGGUGGGCCUGUACAAGGGCGCCACGGCGUGCCUGCUGCGCGAUAUCCCGUUCAGCGCCAUCUACUUCCCCGCCUACGCCCACCUCAAGAAGGACACGUUUGGCGAGGGCCGCAACGGCAAGAAGCUGUCGUUUGGCGAGACGCUGGCGUCUGCGGCCAUCGCGGGCAUGCCCGCGGCGUUUCUGACGACGCCGGCCGACGUGAUCAAGACGCGGCUGCAGGUCGAGGCGAGAAAGGGGCAGGCGACGUACAAGGGCAUCACCGACUGCUUUGCCAAGGUGCUCAAGGACGAGGGGCCCAAGGCGUUUUUCAAGGGGAGCCUGGCGCGGGUGCUGCGGUCGAGCCCGCAGUUUGGCGCCACGCUGGUGGCGUACGAGUACCUGCAGGCGCUGCUGCCGUAUCCGUUUGAGGACAAGGACGCGCUGCCCGACACGCUGCGCGACGGCGUGCCCGGCGAGGACCCGUCGAGGACGCACGCCAGGCGCGCGCUCCAGCUGCUGCUCGAGAUGCACGAGGACUUUGGCAGGCCCCCGGCGGCCUCGUCGGCCAAGUAG
Molecule: messenger RNA, 1467 nt
Organism: Pseudozyma flocculosa PF-1
Lineage: Eukaryota; Fungi; Basidiomycota; Ustilaginomycetes; Ustilaginales; Ustilaginaceae
Exons: 3
Coding region: 1-1467 (488 amino acids)
Biological process (GO): malate-aspartate shuttle; L-glutamate transmembrane transport; aspartate transmembrane transport
Molecular function (GO): L-aspartate transmembrane transporter activity; L-glutamate transmembrane transporter activity
Source: RefSeq, a predicted model, not a curated record